Molecule: messenger RNA, 2879 nt
Organism: Eutrema salsugineum
Lineage: Eukaryota; Viridiplantae; Streptophyta; Magnoliopsida; Brassicales; Brassicaceae
Exons: 5
Coding region: 104-2704 (866 amino acids)
Source: RefSeq, a predicted model, not a curated record
UCUCCCUCUCUCAACUCGAAUCGAAUCGAUUUUCUCUAAAUACUGUAUUUCGCUUCUCUGAAUCUUUUUCUUCGCUAAAAUUUGAUACAACCAUAUUGAGAAUAUGAUCAAAUCCGCCAUGGACCUCGGUUGCUUGGAUUUGGGAUGUCUUUCAGUCUCUGAAAAGAAAAACGGCGUUGGAGUUUCCGAUCCUUUUAAAGUCUCUUCCUCCGAUUCGAAAUCUGGGCAGAAUAAAUCACCAAGAGAGACAUCGGCUCUCAGAAAAUCACAAUCACCAAGAGAGACAUCGGCUCUUAGAAAAUCACAGUCAAAGAGGUCCUCUCAGCGUAAAACCUCGCCUCUUGGCUGGUUCCCUCGCAGAAAGGGGGAUUCAUAUUUGAAUAGGAAGAUAAAGAAGCUACAGGAGGUUGGUGGAAUGAAUCAGACUCUUGAUGAGACGCUAGGCGACUCAAAUCCACACUACUGCAAAAUCGUAAGAGAACAAAUGGCUGUGAGAGAGGCUGCAGGUAAGGCCAUGGAGCUCCGCAAGGCUGCUCUGGUUGAAGCAUCCUGGUGUAGGAUACUUCGAGCUGCAAGGAUCCCGAGUUUAGAUGCAGAAACUUUGUUGGAGAAUGCAGAAAAAGCUGCAGUGGAAGCUUUUGAAGCGGCGUCUGCUUUGGGAGUGAUAAUGCAUGAUAAACCAAAUAGCUCAAGGAAGCAAUAUCGAAUUAAAACAUCAGGAACACAUGGAGGGGGUUCUCCUACUCAUACCGUUUCAGCGUCUUUUGAAACUGCGUUUGAUGUUGAUAAAGAAGUAGCAGCUGCUGUUAAAACUGCAUUUGCUAAGCUUGCAAAUUGUCCCGCUCUCAGUAAAGCAGAGAUUAAAGAUCUUCUCAGGAAAAUCAGUGAGAAUCCUGAUGUGCGUGAUACUCAUGAAAUCACUGAGAUGUCUUCAGAAUGGGAAACAGAGUCUGACUCUGAACUCAGCAUUCUACACAAGGUUGAUGAAGAAGUGGCUGAAUGUGAGGAGUCAUCUUUCAAAACAAGACAGCGAAAAGACAAGAGGCGGCAGUCGUUUGGGAAGUUUAGCAGGGAGAAACUAGUAGAUAUGAUGCUUGAAAGGCUUCAGGGCUUACAAGAAGAUCAACUUUCAAGUCUUGCCUCAAUAGUUGCCACUUGUGGUUUAAGUGAGGCCUUGGCUGAAGCUGGACACCAGAGGCUGCAGACCACAAAUAUCGAUCCAACUGUGUCAGAUCAUGGGAAUUCUUCUUCAAUGUAUACAAGAUCGAGAAGAGAUUCUAAGUUUGGGUCAUUAAUGGAAGGAAAAACAACAACGGAUGGUAAAGAGACAGAGAUUCCGAGUUUGGACAAGUAUCUAGUCAAGCACAUGACCAAACUUGAAAGAGAAGUCUCUGAAGCCAAAAGGGCUUCAAAGGACGUAUCUGACAAAGCCAGAAAGGUUCCUCAAGGUGUUGCCAGUGAUACUGUUUCAGAUCUGGGAAGCAUCCUUGUGAAACAUUCUUCUAGGCUUGAGAAAGAGAUUGAAGAAGCCAAGAAGAACGCAGGAGUGAAUCCUUUGACGUACCAGAAGAACUCAAGCAGAAACAAAACGCCAUUGGAUCCAAUCCCGGACUUGGAAAGUUUACUAGUGAGAAAGCAUGUUUCAAGAUUGGAGAAGGAUGUUGAAGAAACUAAAAGGAACUGCGGAAACAUGUAUGAGAAAGUGAAGAAACCGGAAAAACAAGAUACUGGAGCAGCUAGUGUGCCUGAGGUUCCCAGCCUAGCUAGUUGUAUGGUAAAACAUGUCUCCAAGCUAGAGAAAGAAGUCCAAGAAGCAAAGGAGAAAAACAAAGAAGAUCUUGAUGCUAGAAAAAUUAAAACAGUUGACAAAAGUUCAUGUUUGUUGACAGAAGAACAGGAAAAAGAAAAUAUUGACUUGAACAAGAAAGCUGAAGGUCAAGAAGAAAGCCUAGACAAGAUCUCGGUUCACAGAUUGGAAAGAGAAACAAUUGCGUCAGAGGCAGUUUAUGGAAAUCGGAGGAUCCCACAGAGAAAUCAGGCAGCAAAAAGCGAGUCUGAUUAUGAGAGUUUGGAUAAAAUUCUGGUGAAACAUGUUCCAAAGCUAGAGAAGGAGAAGCUGAGGUUUAAAGCAGAUAGCAUAGUGACCGAAGCUGAAGUAGAAGAGAAGGAGAAUUCAAGGACCAACGAUGAGGAGGUGAGCUUGAACCAAGCUGUGGAAAAUCACAACCAGGAACCGGAAAGUAUGAAGCUGGCAAAACCGACUCUGACCAGACGACAAUUGAAGGAUAGAGAAAUAGAAGAAACUUGGGGUGGUAUAGGCCUUGGGGAGUUGAAGAACAAUAACCAAAAGAGACCUGAAAGCAAAAAAUCAGAAGCUACUGAGAAUUUGGGAGAAGAGAAAAGACCGGUUCUAACCAGACGACAAGCGAGGGACAAAGAAAUGCUAGAAGCUUGGGGUGGUUUAGGACUUGGUGACUCAAGCUUGUACCAAACAGUUAACAAGCUUAAAAGGAAACCUGAAAGCGACAAGAUAGAGACAGCAACACCAUUGUUAACCAGAAGACAAGCAAGGGACAGAGAAUUGCAAGAAGCUUGGGGUGGUAUUGACCUUGGGAACGCUAUUCGCCCGACUCUGUCAAAACUUGAAAGAGAAAAGGCUGCGUGGAUUAAGGCCGAGGAAGAGGAAAGGACACGAGGAAACUAAUGGCAUUCAACUUAAUGGAGCAGAACAUUAGCAUAGAUAUUUGAUAAUAAGAUGGACAAAUUUAGAACCAUGGGAAGGAAAAGUCGUUUUCCAUUGUUCAGAUGGAUCAUAAGGAUCUAACUAGUUUCAAGAAAUAUUUUGUAAAUUUUCCAACUGGUAGCCGUUUGUGGUGAAU